GCCUGCUUAAUCUGCAAUAGUGCACUGUCGAGCUUCCCCGCUUACCCCAGGCACGCCUGAGAUCGCCCUUUGCUCUUGGCGCGUCAAACCCAACCCUUAUCCGGCAUAGACCCGUCCGACCAUUUCAUACCUGACACUUACGUCAACUCCUCUUACACGUGUGCUUCUCACAUUACCCGUCCCUCCGUUCGUUGCUGGUCACGGCCAGACUCCACGCGUUCUGCUCAGCCUCUCCUCCAUCCUUGAGCCUCCUUACGAUAUGCAUUCUUCAAGCAAAGCCAAUACUACACAUGUAACGUUUGUUGCACUUCUGCACGCACAUCUAGCAAUAUCCCUGUGAAACCCCAUAGCCCUGCUCUAAGCUUUUUUGACGAUCCGCUUCAAAGUAGACCUCAAUAGCACUUACGAACCUGAAGCGACGAUGGCCGAGCCGGUCUCAAGCAUAAUUACCAUCGCACUGCUCGGAGUUGCCGUCGUCAGAGGAUGCAAGACCUAUAUUGACGCUGUGCGGGAGGUAGACGAACUAGUCGACCGGCUUUCCCGCAAAGUAACGGAUCUGCAUAGAAUGGUCAGCUUCCUCAACUCAAAAUACCAGGAAGCCGAGCAUGACAGCGAUAGCGAGCAGUCGCUUAUUGUACGUGGAAAGAUCACGCAAUGUCGCAACAAAUUUCGAGAGAUCAAGCCCAGGAUACUAGAGUUGAAAGCUCGGAGUACGGAGAGCUUUGUCGACAAAGUCUACUUGGAACGCAAGAUGAAUACGGUGGCCAAAGAUAUCGAGGUUGCGGUCGAUGAGAUACGACAAUGCCUGAUGGACAUCGUUCUAGUCACUGGAGUCUGUUCGCAACUCGAGUUCACCUCCUAUAUGCGCCGCACUUCAGAAUCUACGGCAGCACCACCUAUUCCACGAGACAGGAUCCACGAUCAAACCGUUGAAGACGAUUCCACCGUGCUCGGCAGGUGGCUCUCGAACGCGGAAACCAUCUUAGAGCCAGUACAGAUCCGUAGAGACUCGACCACGACUUCUUCAUCGCGUCCCUCCGUCUCUUCCUUAUCUUCGAAAGAUAUUCUAGCUCAAUCGGACGCCGAUGAUGAAAGCAUACUCUCAGCACAAACACCCGUCACCUUAGACCCAAGCGAAGAUUGGAGAGAUUUCCACAAAACAGUAUUGCGAUGCGAGGAUGGUUCUGCUCUGAUUGAAGAGGUCAAUACAGUGCUGGAGAAGCAUCCACAGCCGAGUGCACUUGUCAACAUCCUGGGGGACCACCAACGCGCCCCCCUUCAUCUCGCAGCCAUGCGCGGCAAUGUCGAGCUUGCCCACAUUCUACUCGCCUUUGGUGGGGACAUCCACGCUAAAGAUACCGAACCCGCUUCUGUACUCGAUCACGCUCUCGCGAACAAACAAGUCGACUUCGUUACCCUUCUACUCGACAAAGGGGUGGAUGAGACGGCGAUACUAGAUCGAAACAUGGACCAGUUGAAGGAGAUAAAAGGUAUCAUUGCUUUCAGAAAGAUGCGGGAGCAAGACCCUCCACGGGAGAAGACAAGAAAAUCCAGUUGGGGCUUCGGAAGAAGGCGCUCGAAGUGAGGUCUGCUUGUUCUCCAAGAAUCACGAUCCAAAGCACAGCCGUGAAUCGAGGUCAGGACUACAUUGAUUCCGCGAUGUCUACACAAGAUCACAUCGUUCUCAAAA
Molecule: messenger RNA, 1690 nt
Organism: Alternaria alternata
Lineage: Eukaryota; Fungi; Ascomycota; Dothideomycetes; Pleosporales; Pleosporaceae
Exons: 3
Coding region: 422-1585 (387 amino acids)
Molecular function (GO): protein binding
Source: RefSeq, a predicted model, not a curated record